Molecule: messenger RNA, 744 nt
Organism: Ectocarpus sp. CCAP 1310/34
Lineage: Eukaryota; Phaeophyceae; Ectocarpales; Ectocarpaceae
Source: the annotation of a GenBank genome assembly
AUGCCUGCUCAACUCUCCGUCAAUCUCAAUGCUGUCGCCAUGCUGCGCAACCGCCGCGAUCUGCCAUGGCCCAGUGUCACCGGCCUGGGGCGCAUCGCGCUGCAAAACGGCGCCCACGGCCUGACCGUGCACCCGCGUCCCGACCAGCGACAUAUCCGCUUUUCCGACCUUCCCGAGAUCCGGGCCUUGAUUGACGACGAAUUCCCGCAGGCCGAGUUCAACAUGGAAGGCUAUCCGACCGGGGAAUUCCUCGACUUGGUGGACGCCAAUGCGCCCGAGCAGGUGACCCUGGUGCCCGAUGAUCCGUCGCAGGCGACGUCCGAUCAUGGCUGGGAUUUCGAGGGCAAGGGCAAUGUCCUGCGUUCGGUCGUUCAACGCCUGAAGAAGGGCGGCGCACGGGUCUCGCUGUUUUGUGAUCCCGAUGCCAGCCGUGCAGCCCUGGAAGCCGCCAAGGCCACCGGCGCCGACCGGGUGGAGUUCUACACCGGCCCUUAUGGCGGAACCUAUGAUGAUCCGGCCCGUGCGACCGAGGAGUUGAAGAAGCUCGAAAUCUCGGGAAGCAUCGCCGCCGAGCUGGGUCUUGGCGUCAAUGCCGGCCACGACCUCACGGUCGACAAUCUGCCGGCUCUCGCCCGCGCCAUCCCGGACCUGCUCGAAGUCUCCAUCGGCCACGGCCUGACCGCGGACGCACUGGAAUUCGGCAUGGCCGAAACCGUCCGUCGUUUUGUCAGGGCCUGCGGCUGA